Trichomonas vaginalis G3 is the source of this 420-nucleotide messenger RNA. RefSeq lists its product as uncharacterized. The transcript has a single exon. The coding region runs from base 1 to 420 and encodes 139 amino acids. The record is from RefSeq and is a predicted model, not a curated record. Lineage: Eukaryota; Parabasalia; Trichomonadida; Trichomonadidae.
AUGUCUGUUCCAUUGACUUUAAGCACACCUAUUUUAUAUAUUGUUUCAAACUUAGGUUCAAAGUGCUAUUCGAAUGUCGACAGAAACUACUAUGACCAAAAGAUACUCAUGCGUAUAAACAACACUUUCUCUGCUGGUUUGCCUAUUGUUCAUUCGAAUGCAGAGUUUUCAGCUUUAGUAAACUCAAACACUUUAGCAAACAUAAACUUAACCUUAGUUGACGCAAACUUUGUUCCUGUAAAACUUUUAUGUCCUAUGUAUUUGUCAAUGACGGCAGAAAGUUUCGAAUUGGAAGAUGCAACUGGUGAAAGUAUUGUACUACAAGAACAACUUCAACAACAAAUAGCUCAAGAACAACAAAUGCAACAAAUGGAACAAAUGCAACAACAAAGUCAAGAACAACAAAUAGCUCAAGAAUAA